Lactuca sativa (garden lettuce) is the source of this 372-nucleotide messenger RNA. The record is from RefSeq and is a predicted model, not a curated record. NCBI's taxonomy places the organism in Eukaryota, Viridiplantae, Streptophyta, Magnoliopsida, Asterales, Asteraceae.
AUGGCAUACUUGCUUCUAUAUGUGGAUGAUAUCAUUCUCACAGGCUCUUCACCACUACUGCUCUCUCAUAUCACAUCUGUUCUCAGCUCAGAGUUUUCUAUGUCAAGUCUCGGUGACCUUCACUAUUUUUUGGGCAUUUCGGUUACCAGAACUUCAGACGGCAUGUUCUUGUCUCAACAAAAUUAUGCUCAAGAGAUUCUCAAACAAGCUUUAAUGCAAAAUUGUAAGCCAACCACUACUCCAGCAGAUCUCUCAGUGAAGUUUGAUAGCUCUGGCCCUCCCGUUGCUGACCCUACUUUAUAUAGUAGUUUGGCUGGGGCUUUACAAUAUCUUACAUUUACUUGUCUAGACAUAACAUAUGUUGUGCAAUAG